GCGAGCCGCCGGGCCCCCGGCCGCGCCCUCUGCCGCCGGCCGAGCGAGCCGCGGAGCCCCGAGAGGCAGCACCAUGGCGGAGCAGACCUAUUCGUGGGCCUAUUCCCUGGUGGAUUCCAGUCAAGUGUCGACAUUUCUGAUAUCCAUUCUUCUGAUAGUCUAUGGUAGUUUCAGGUCUCUUAAUAUGGACUUUGAGAACCAAGAUAAGGAGAAAGACAGCAGCAGUAGUUCUGGCCCUUUCAAUGGCAGCAGCACCAAUAACAGCAUUCAGACCAUUGACUCCACCCAAGCUCUGUUCCUUCCGAUUGGAGCGUCCGUCUCUCUCCUAGUCAUGUUCUUCUUCUUUGACUCAGUUCAAGUCGUUUUCACAAUAUGUACAGCAGUUCUUGCAACAAUAGCUUUUGCUUUUCUUCUUCUCCCAAUGUGCCAGUAUUUAACAAGACCCUGCUCACCUCAGAAUAAGAUCUCCUUCGGUUGCUGUGGGCGUUUCACUGCUGCCGAGCUGCUAUCCUUCUCCCUGUCGGUCAUGCUUGUCCUCAUCUGGGUUCUCACUGGACACUGGCUUCUUAUGGACGCUCUGGCCAUGGGUCUCUGUGUCGCCAUGAUCGCCUUCGUCCGCCUGCCAAGCCUCAAGGUUUCCUGCCUGCUUCUCUCAGGGCUUCUCAUCUACGAUGUCUUCUGGGUGUUUUUCUCGGCCUACAUCUUCAACAGCAAUGUCAUGGUGAAAGUGGCCACACAGCCAGCUGACAAUCCCCUCGACGUCCUGUCCCGCAAGCUCCACCUGGGACCCAAUGUGGGGCGUGAUGUUCCUCGCUUGUCUUUGCCUGGAAAGUUGGUCUUCCCAAGCUCCACGGGCAGUCACUUCUCUAUGUUGGGCAUCGGGGACAUUGUGAUGCCCGGCCUCCUGUUAUGCUUUGUUCUUCGCUACGACAACUACAAGAAACAAGCCAGUGGCGACUCCUGUGGGGCCCCUGGCCCGGCAAACAUCUCUGGGCGCAUGCAGAGGGUCUCCUACUUCCACUGUACCCUCAUCGGGUACUUUGUAGGUCUGCUCACCGCAACUGUGGCGUCUCGCAUCCACCGGGCCGCCCAGCCAGCCCUCCUCUACUUGGUGCCAUUCACCUUAUUGCCGCUCCUCACCAUGGCCUACUUAAAGGGUGACUUACGAAGGAUGUGGUCUGAGCCAUUCCACUCCAAGUCCAGCAGCUCCCGCUUCCUGGAAGUAUGAUGGGCGGUGUAAGAAGGGACCCGAGCGCCGGCUCCGCCCUGUUCUCUCACCGCGUGGUUUUGUUCUCUCUACAAGCUGGCCUGGACUCAAGAGGCACGCCUGCUCACAGAACUGCGGUGUGGCUGCAGUCUGCGUCUGAGGGGAGCAUUCCCAGAGGGUGCUGGAGCCCUGCCGAGGGAGCCUUCUCUUCUGUGCUCUGGGAGAGUGGACCCUUGAGAAGGGGCAGGCCCUCCGGUGCUCCUUCUCCUGUCUUCAUGGAUCUGCACCAGACUGUUAACUUGUGGGGAGAAGUUGACUUAUUUAAAAACUACAAAAAGCAAGGAGUUGUUCUAGAACUUUGAACACUAAACGGUCGAAAAAUCAGUGAACCCCAAAACUUUGGGGCCAGUUUCCUCGGGGGCUCCACUUCAGAGACCUAGGGCCGAACGUCUCGUCUGCCCUAUUCUUUUCUUUUUCUUUUUUUCUUUUGGAUUUAUUAAAUAUUUUCUGUGGUGUGAAGUGACUUAUUAAAUCCACAGACAUUGAAUGACUUCUUACAACGUACACAUAAGAAUUUGUUGUAAUGACUGUGUCCAACCGUGUUGGCAGUGAGCAGGACACGGUUUUAUACAUACGUACAUAUAUAUAUAUACGUGCACAUAGAUACCUAUGAGUAAACAGCCACUAAACCUGCUAAGAUCAUGCCGUGUAGCAGACGGGCUUGCUGUCAUUUGAGCAUGUAGAACAGUUUACCGUGGCUUCCUCGCAUAAGCUGCCGUCUCCUGUGUGAGUCACGUGCAGUUGUAAGCUGUGGGCGCGUUGAACUGAUACUCGUGGGCUGUGGGGGCUCCUUCUUUUGAUCAGUGUAGCAAAAUUAGGGAUGAAAAGUUUGAACUUUUUGACCCUUUUCUUUUUACAGGCUUCUUCCUCGCAGUUUUUAGUAACCGCCUCUUGAACCAGUGCAUGUAUUAUAGCAGUCUUUGUGCUUUCUGAUCAUAGUAACAGACUACCUGUAAAUACAUUUUUCUAUUUUAUAUUUUUUUGUAUUUUUUUUGACAUUUUGUUUCAUUGGUGCGCUGUAUUUUCCAUGCCCUCAGACCCUUAGGAAAAAAAAAAAAAAAAAAAAACAGAAAAGCAGCGCAAUGCUGUCCUUGCUGUUGUGAUUACAGUCUCAGCUUACCUGUGGUGACAGCUGGGCUUUGGGGACAGAUGUCAGUUGCCUCUGCAAAUGGAGCUGAAGUCCAGGAGCUGGAGACAGAGCAGGCUGCUACUGUGGCUUCAGAACCUGGCCCCGCGCUGUCCGUGGGCCGUGCAGAGUCUGGUGUGACCUCAUCUUCCUCUCAGACUGGUAAGCUGCUGCUGCCUGUGCGGUGAGACGGCAGAGUGCACAGCCUGAGCCCAGCGUGUCAACGGAGCAGCGUGCCGCCAUGCUGUUGGUUCCUCUGUCCUCCUCAAACUCUGCCGAAGGGUUUGAAGGGUUGGUUUUGUCUCUAAUAAAUGAUUCCUUUUUCUA
Molecule: messenger RNA, 2720 nt
Organism: Rattus rattus (black rat)
Lineage: Eukaryota; Metazoa; Chordata; Mammalia; Rodentia; Muridae
Gene: Sppl3
Product: signal peptide peptidase like 3
Exons: 11
Coding region: 74-1228 (384 amino acids)
Biological process (GO): membrane protein proteolysis
Cellular component (GO): cytoplasmic side of endoplasmic reticulum membrane; lumenal side of endoplasmic reticulum membrane; Golgi-associated vesicle membrane
Molecular function (GO): aspartic endopeptidase activity, intramembrane cleaving
Source: RefSeq, a predicted model, not a curated record